This is a messenger RNA of Momordica charantia (bitter melon), 771 nucleotides long. Its product is annotated as Ribosomal protein L12 family protein. Gene Ontology annotation, molecular function: mRNA binding; structural constituent of ribosome. The record is from RefSeq and is a predicted model, not a curated record. Gene Ontology annotation, cellular component: ribosome. Lineage: Eukaryota; Viridiplantae; Streptophyta; Magnoliopsida; Cucurbitales; Cucurbitaceae. Gene Ontology annotation, biological process: translation.
AAAAAUUGGAUGUGAAAGAUAUGCCGGUAAUGGCAGUGAUGAUGCCUGGGAUGGGGUUCGGCGGCUUGCAAGGCGCAGGCAAGGGUGGUCCUGGGGCAAAAGGUGGCGAGGAGAAAAAGGCUGAGAAGACGGCGUUUGAUGUGAAGCUUGAAGCUUUUGAUGCUGCCUCGAAGAUCAAGGUCAUCAAGGAAGUGCGAACUUUUACGAAUUUGGGGUUGAAGGAGGCUAAGGAUUUGGUGGAGAAGGCACCAACCCUUCUGAAGAAGGGAGUCACAAAAGAGGAAGCUGAUACCAUUAUUGCCAAGAUGAAGGAGGUUGGCGCCAAAGUGUCAAUGGAGUGAGGGAUGCUGCAGAAAAUUCAAAGCUUUAUUUUCAGUCAGAGCAGUAGUUGAAGAUACAACAACGUGUCUGGAAAUUAACUUUGACAGAUGAUGAGGACAUGGGAUUGUCUGGUUUCCUUGAAAAUAUAUGGAGCAUUCUUUAGGAGAACUUUCCAUAUUUUUGCCUCGUCAUGGAAUUGUAUUGGUGGAUAGAUAUUUCUUGGUAAAACUUGCCUUUUGUAUUCAUAGAUUCCAAAUAACUAAAAUCACCACCCAUUGAAGAAGAGAGUUCUCAACAAUGGUCAAUGAGUCCUUUUAGGAAUUGGUUCUUGAUUCAUAUUGGAAGACAGUGGAAGAACAAUUCAUCAGCUUUAUUUUCCUCUCUCAAUGCAACUUUGUAAACUCAAACGUGGGUAAUGGAAGCCAAUGUUGAAUGUACUACAUGGCUAAA